Scheffersomyces amazonensis is the source of this 3170-nucleotide messenger RNA. RefSeq names its product Sla2p (gene SLA2). NCBI's taxonomy places the organism in Eukaryota, Fungi, Ascomycota, Pichiomycetes, Serinales, Debaryomycetaceae. Bases 56 to 3169 code for a protein of 1037 amino acids. The record is from RefSeq and is a predicted model, not a curated record. Gene Ontology annotation, molecular function: phosphatidylinositol-3,4-bisphosphate binding; clathrin-cargo adaptor activity; clathrin light chain binding. The transcript has a single exon. Gene Ontology annotation, biological process: actin filament organization; endocytosis; clathrin coat assembly. Gene Ontology annotation, cellular component: actin cortical patch; clathrin-coated vesicle.
CACCGGAAGUCAGGAACUGUAACAAUUGAUAGUUAAUAAGUGAAUUGAAGACAUUAUGAGUCGUGCGGAAGUGGACUUACAAAUCAGUGUGAAAAAGGCUUGUAAUACCGAUGAAGUUCCACCCAAAAGAAAGCAUGUUAGAGCUUGUAUAGUUUAUACAUGGGACCAUAAGAAUUCACGAGCCUUUUGGAAUGCAGUUAAAAUUCAACCAUUACAAAGUAGUGAAAUUCAAUUAUUUAAAGCAUUAAUUAUGAUUCAUAAAGUUUUACAAGAAGGUCAUCCAAAUACUUUAAAAGAUGCUUAUCGUAAUCGAGACUUUUUAUCAUCAUUAUCAAAUGUAUUCCCUAGUCAUGGUUCAGGAUCUUAUGGUAGAUUAAUUAAUCAAUAUGAUAGAUUUAUUCUUCAAAAAUUAGAUUUUCAUAGAAAUAAUCCUGGAUUUAAUGGAAUGUUUGAAUAUGAAGAAUAUAUUUCACUUCGAGCUGUUAAUGAUCCUAAUGAAGGUUAUGAAUCAAUUUUACAAUUAAUGGAUUUACAAGAUGUUAUUAAUGAUUUUCAAAAAUUAAUAUUUGCAACCAUUAAUCAAACUCCAAAUAAUUUAUGUAAAGUUAGUGCAUUAGUUCCAUUAAUUACUGAAUCUUAUGGAAUUUAUAAAUUUUGUACUUCAAUGUUAAGAGCAAUGUAUCAACAAUUAGGUGAAGAUGAAGCAUUACAAGGAUUAUUUGAAAGAUUUGAUAGUCAACAUUAUAUGCUUCGUGAUUUUUAUACUGAUUGUCAUGCUAUUAAAUUUUUAACUAGUUUAAUUACAAUUCCAAGAUUAGGUAAUUCUCCACCAAAUUUACAAGUAACUGAUGAAGGUACUCCAAUUUCAAGACCAAGAUCAGUUAGUUCAACACCUCAAGUAUCUAGUCAACCAACAUCUAAUUUUGAACCACCAUCUGCUCCUCCACCAGAUGUUGAUCAAUUAAAAUCUCAACAAACUGGAUUUUUAUUUCAACAACAACAAGAACAACAAUUAAUUCAACAACAAUUGGAAUUACAAAGACAACAACAAUUAGAACAACAACAAUUACAACAAAGACUUUUUGAAGAACAACAAAGGAAUCAAGAACGAAUCUUUUUACAAGAACAACAACAAUUACAAGCUCAACAAACUGCUCAACAUCAAGGUAGAGUAUCUGAAUUAGAACAUGAUUUACUUAUGUUUAAAAAUCAAUAUGAUAAUGAUCAAAAUUUAUUACAACAAUAUGAUGCUCGAGUUAAAAGUUUAGAAACUGAAAUGCAAACUUUUAAUGCUACAGCUACUCAACAAGUUGCAAGUAAAGAUGAACAAAUUCGUAAUUUAGAAGAACAAAUAUCUAAUUGGACUAAAAAAUAUGAAUCAUUAGCUAAAUUAUAUUCUCAAUUAAGACAAGAACAUUUAAAUUUAUUAACUAAAUUUAAAAAGAUUCAACAAAAGAUUACUAGUGCUCAAGAAUCAAUUUUAAAGAAGGAAAAAUUUGAAAAGGAUUUAAAGGCAAAGAAUGUUGAAUUAGCUGAUUUAAUUCGUGAACGUGAUAGAGCUAGAUUGGAUUUAGAUAGAUUAAAAGCCAGUAAAGAUCAAGAAAUUGAAAGAUUACAAGCUGAAGUUCGAGAAUUAAAUAAUCAAGCCAAUGAAGCAGGUAAACAAUCAUUAAAUUUAUCUUCAUUACUUGCUCGUCAUGAAACUGAAAAGGAAGAAUUAAAAAGACAAUUAGCUAAUGGAUCAAAUAAUGAAUCAUUAGAAAAUAAAUUACGAGAAAAGGAAGUUGAAUUAGAAAUUGCUCAAGAAUCUUUAGAAAGUGCUAUGAAAGCAUUAGAAUUAACUAAUAAAGAUAAUGAAGAAAUUGUUAAUUCACAAAUUGAUCAAAUCUUAUUAAAAAAUAUUGAUAAAUUAAAGAAUUUAAUUGAUUUAUUCCUUGAAAAUAAUAUUAUUAGAGUUCAAGAUUCAAGACAUGAAUUAGCUUCAACUAUGCAAGCAGGAAAUUUAAAUGCAACUCCAGAAUAUGUUUUAUCAAUUAUUGAAUUAACUUCAGAUACUGGAACUGAUUUUGCCACUAUAUUUAAUAGUUAUAUUGCUUCAGGUAUUCAAUCUUAUGAUGAUUCUGAUAAUACUUAUUCGGAUAUAAUUUUAAAGAGUAGUGAUUUAGCAACCAAUGCCAUUGAUUUAAUGUUAAAUACUAAGGGAAUUACAAGAAUAGUUCCAAAACAAAAUGAAGAAGAAUUAUUAUCAUUAGUUGAAGAUGUAUUGGCUAAAACUGUAGGAUAUUUUGCAAGUUUAAAAUCAGAAAGUUUAAAUUUAUUUGAUGAUGAAGAUGAUAAAAUUGAUACAGUAAUUGAUAGUAAUUUAUAUCUUCAAAAUGCUUUACAAGAAUUAGGUAAAUUUAUUGAUGGAUUAAGAAGUAAAAGUGGUAUUAAUUUCUCUCUGGGUAAUUUAGAAGAAAUUGUUGAUCAUGAAAUGCAACAAACUGAACAAACUAUUGCUUCUGCUUCGAAAUUUUUGGAUGAAUUAUUAAAGAAUCCAGUAAUUUCUGGUGGUGAUAUUGAAGUUCAUGAAGCUAUAUUAGCAGCUGCUAAAUUAAUUAUUGAUUCAGUAGCUAAUUUAAUUGUAGCUGCUACAGAUUCUCAACGAGAAAUUGUUAAUAAAGGUAAAGGAAGUCAAUCACGUACUGAAUUUUAUAAAAAGAAUAAUCGUUGGACUGAAGGAUUAAUUAGUGCUUCUAAAGCUGUAGCAGGUGCUACUAAUGUAUUAAUUCAAACUGCUGAUGGGGUAUUACGUCAAACCAAUUCUCAUGAACAAUUAAUUGUUGCCUCUAAUGAAGUAGCUGCUUCUACUGCUCAAUUAGUAUCUGCUUCAAGAGUUAAAGCUAAUUUUGUUUCGAAGACUCAAGAUCAUCUUGAAUCUGCUUCAACUAAAGUAUCAUCGGCUUGUAAAUCCUUAGUAUCUAAAGUACAAAGUUUAUUAGCUAAGGAUGAAUCAGCUAAUCAAAAUGAUGUAGAUUUAAGUAAAUUAACUCCUUAUGAAGGUAAGACCAUUGAAAUGGAACAACAAGUAGAAAUCUUGAAAUUGGAGAAUAAACUUGCAGCUGCUAGAAAGAGAUUAGGAGAAAUUAGAAAACAUGGUUAUAGAGAUGAUGAUAGCGAUGAAGAGUAGU